AUGACAAUCGAGGCCUUCACGCCUCUCAAGGGCCACUGUACAUGCAAGACCAUCACAUAUGAAGUCUUAGCCCCCUUCCUCUGCACAAACUGCUGCCACUGCACAUGGUGCCAGCGCGAAACCGGCGCCGCAUACGCCCUCAAUGCCAUAAUCGAAUCAUCAAGUUUCCGAAUCACCUCGGACACAAAACCUAUUAUCAGCGACCUACCCACAAGCUCUGGUAAUGGUCAAAAGAAUGCUCGGUGUCCCAAGUGCUACGUAGUGAUUGCCUGCGAUUAUGGAGAUGAUUUCACCUGGACAACUUUUGUGAAGGUGGGGACUCUGGAUGAUGAAAGCAGGAAGAAAGUCAGACCGGAUGUUCAUAUUCAUACAAGUUCAAAAAUGGAUUGGGUUGAUUUAAGUAGUGAGAAGGAGAGAGGAAUUCCAGUUCUAGAGGCGGGUUACAAGGCCGUUCAGGUGUGGAGGAAGGAUGCGCUGGAGAGAUUUGAGCUGCUGAAACAGAAGAUGAAGGCAUCUGAGGAAGAGAAGAAAGAGAGCAGCAUAUCUACAGCUGGGACAUAA
Molecule: messenger RNA, 561 nt
Organism: Talaromyces amestolkiae
Lineage: Eukaryota; Fungi; Ascomycota; Eurotiomycetes; Eurotiales; Trichocomaceae
Exons: 1
Coding region: 1-561 (186 amino acids)
Molecular function (GO): carbon-sulfur lyase activity
Source: RefSeq, a predicted model, not a curated record